AUGUCCUCUUGCAACAACUCCAUUCCUCAACCCUUGACAUUUGUCCUGGCUGGAAUUCCUGGCUUGGAAUCUUCCCAUGGCUGGUUCUCUGUGCCUUUUUUCUUGGUAUUUGUCAUUACAAUGAUUGGGAAUGCCGCCAUCUUAUGCAUCAUCUGGGUGGAGAAGAGUCUUCAUGAGCCCGUGUUUCUCCUCCUGGCCAUGCUGUCUGUUGUUGACCUGUCCCUGGUCAGUGUCACUGUGCCCCGCAUGCUAGGGAUCUUCUGGAUGAAUGCCAAAGACAUCAGCUUUAAUGCCUGCCUCGCACAGAUGUUUUUCAUCCCUUCAUUUUAUGUCAUGGAGUCUGGGAUCCUCCUAGCCAUGGCUUUUGACAGAUUUGUGGCUAUCUGGUACCCUCUGAGAUAUACGACCAUCCUUGCUAACAACAUACUUGUGAAGAUGGCCCUGGCUGUCCUGACAAGGGCAGUGGCAGUGCUGACUCCAGCACCCAUCCUGGCAAAAAGACUGGAAAGCUUCCAAACCCACAUCAUCUCUUACUCCUACUGUGCCUACAUGGCUGUGGUACAGAUAGCCUGUGGGGACAUCUCCAACCACAUUGUCUAUGGCCUCAUGGUUAUUGUAACAUCUGUGGGAUUUGAUUUGCUUUUUAUCAUUCUGUCCUAUGGGCUGAUCCUUCAUGCUGUCUUUCGGAUCCCCUCUUGGGAGGCAGGGGGCAAAGCUCUCAGUACAUGUGGCUCCCAUCUUUGUGUCAUAGCUCUCUUUUAUUCUCCUGUUGUCUUCUCUGUCCUGGCCCAGAUUUUAGGCUACCAUAUGGCUCCCUAUAUCCAGAUUAUCAUUGACAACCUCUACUUCCUAGUGCCUCCCAUGGCCAACCCCUUGAUUUAUGGAGCCCGGACUAAGCAAAUGCGGGAGCGGGUACUACGGAUCCUCCGCUGUCAUAGAAACUGAGGAUGAUAUCUGAGGUGGACAGGAUACCUGUGAUAUGGAGCUGGAAAUCUUGUUAGGUUGAAGGUAGAGAUAAUGGC
This is a messenger RNA of Neofelis nebulosa (Clouded leopard), 1022 nucleotides long. RefSeq names its product olfactory receptor 52D1-like. Gene Ontology annotation, cellular component: membrane. NCBI's taxonomy places the organism in Eukaryota, Metazoa, Chordata, Mammalia, Carnivora, Felidae. The transcript has a single exon. Gene Ontology annotation, molecular function: G protein-coupled receptor activity; olfactory receptor activity. Gene Ontology annotation, biological process: G protein-coupled receptor signaling pathway. The record is from RefSeq and is a predicted model, not a curated record. Bases 1 to 945 code for a protein of 314 amino acids.